Messenger RNA from Lactuca virosa, 333 nucleotides. The record is from the annotation of a GenBank genome assembly. Lineage: Eukaryota; Viridiplantae; Streptophyta; Magnoliopsida; Asterales; Asteraceae.
AUGGUUGGGACACGCCACAGGCCUGAGACGAGCGGCGUGAGUGAUGAGGAGCUUCGUCAGAUGAUCCGCGAUGAGGUGGCCGCGGCGAUCCGAGCCGAGAUUCCGAAGAUGUUUGGGUCUAUCAAGACCACAUUGAUUGAAACCUUUGAUGAGCGGUACGCAGAGGUUACUGAGGCUACGGCUGCUGCAGCUACUGCAACUGUUGCUACUGCUAGACCUCAGGGGGGUGACUCGAUGUUGUUUCGGGAGUUCAGCAACACGAAGCCACCGGAGUUUGAUGGGACGCAGGAUCCGAUCGCUGUGAUGAGAUGGAUUUCUGAUAUCGAGGGAUGA